Magnolia sinica is the source of this 1224-nucleotide messenger RNA. RefSeq names its product phenolic glucoside malonyltransferase 1-like. Bases 1 to 1224 code for a protein of 407 amino acids. The transcript is spliced from 2 exons. NCBI's taxonomy places the organism in Eukaryota, Viridiplantae, Streptophyta, Magnoliopsida, Magnoliales, Magnoliaceae. The record is from RefSeq and is a predicted model, not a curated record.
AUGGCUACACCCCAAGCUGUGAAGCUGCUCGAGCUUUGUCGGGUCUCUCCCCCACCCGGGUCUGUUCCCGAAACCACUCUGCCCCUCACCUUCUUCGAUGUCUUCUGGUUACUAGCGCCUUCCGUCCAACGUCUCCUAUUCUACGAGCUCUCCCAACCGAACACCACCACCGACUUCAUAAACACUCUCCUUCCCAAACUCAAACACUCCCUCUCCCUCUCCCUCUCUCACUUCUUCCCUCUUGCCGGCAAUCUCACCCAAUCUCCCAUAACCGGCGAUCAUGAGAUCCACUACAUCGACGGCGACUCCAUCUCACUCACCAUCGCUGAAUCCGACGCCAACUUCCACAAACUCGUUUCCAACCAUCAUCGAAAACGAGGAACUGAAUUCCAUCCUCUCCUCCCUCAAUUGCAACCACCUUCCUUACUAGCCUUGCAAGUCACCAUCUUCCCAAAUACCGGCAUCUCCAUCGGAAUCUCCCUCCAACACGUGGUAGCCGAUGGCCGCAGCCUAGCCCAUUUCAUGAAAUGCUGGUCGUCCAUCAACGGAAUCGGAGAUGAGUUUUUAAUCGCACCAAGCCCAUUUCACGAAAGAACCAUAUUGGAAGAUCACGACGGUCUCAAAAGAUCGAUCUUGAACCAGAUGGCGAAAGCUGUCCUCGAUCAUACCUCAGGAGCUUUUGAGGUUCUGACACUAAAGCCUCCCACCCCAACGGUCCGAUCCACGUUCGUGCUGAGUCGAGCAAACAUCGAGUUACUAAGAUGCCGAGUCUUGAACCGAGUCGAGCAGAGUCGUAAACCGUUCCAUUGCUCCACCUUCGUGCUAACGUGCGCAUAUGUGUGGACUUGCUUAAUCAAGACACGAGGAGAAGCCAUCACGGACGAAAAUGACCACUUCGUUUUCGCAGUCGACUGCCAGUCUAGAUUGGAACCUCCGUUACCGGCUACAUAUUUCGGGAACUGUAUCGGUUUGUGUUUCGCUGAGGCGAAAAGGAGCGAUUUGUACGGUGAAGAUGGCAUCGUGGCUGCGUCCGAGGCGAUCGGAAGAGCAAUCCAAGGGCUAGAGAACGGGGUCUUGAAAGGAGCUAUGUAUUUUGGAGAUAGCAGAGAUGAAGAAGGUGGGAUUGAUGUUGGGCUGGCGCUUUCCGAACAAGAGAUGGAUUGUUUUGCUUCUAUGUUCGAAGAGGGUGUGAAAGGUGUUGAUGUCGUGGGCCUUACUAAGUAA